GAGAGAGAGAGAGUUAUUGGUAUAUCAUUUCCUCAACAACAGCGCGUCAUUUUUAGCUCCGGAGCAGGCUGCAUGUGUGGAGUUGCGUUCAGAGCGGACCACAGCCGGUGUCUCUGAGCGUGCUCUCCGUCACUUAGUUAUCGCUCGCAGAAGAAAGAUUAUCAGAGAGAGGUGGUGAAGCUGUGUGGAGGAGAUGGUUCCUUUAGCAGGAUGGACCGGAGGAAAGCCGUGCCCGGGUUCGUCUCCUGCUGUUUGUUACUGGUCCUGUCUGUCUCUGCAGAGGUCUCUGAAGGUGGAUACUUGAAUGUUGUACAAAGUGCAGCUCCACUCUCCUGUUCAGAAGGCUUUAAGGAACUGGGAUACUAUAAUGGCUCAGUUUCCCACACUGACUCAGGCUCCCCCUGCCUGAAGUGGACAGACUUCCCAGACUACAUGCGGCAGUACCCGAGCCGAGGCCUUGGAGACCACAGAUUUUGCCGAAACCCAGACCAAGAGGCCAACCCCUGGUGCUUCUUCAGGCAGAGCUCUGGUGCAAUCAGCUGGGCCUACUGUGACUGCCGUCAGGGUGCAGCUAGAUUGGUUGGGGGGUCAUCAGGCAACAGUGGGCGUCUGGAGGUCUGGCUGAAUGGCCAGUGGGGGGCAGUAUGUGACACACACUGGACCGACCGUGAUGCCAGCGUCAUAUGCAGACAGCUAGGACUGGGUGAGAUUGGUACAGCCCUGCAGCAUUCCUACUUUGGUGCAGGAUCCAUCUUUCACUAUGAGCGUCUGGGUUGCCGUGGUAAUGAGAAUUCCCUACUGGAGUGCCAGAUCCGGAAGUUUGUCAUCAGCGACUGCAGCCAUGGCAAUGAAGCAGGAGUGGUUUGUUCUGAACCUGAAGGCACUGGCAUCCCUUUGAGGCUGGUAGGAGGCCCUGAGGACUUUGAGGGCCGUAUCGAGGUGUACCAUGAUGGCAGGUGGGGAACCAUUUGCGAUAACCAGUGGGAUGACACUGAUGCUGAAGUGGUGUGCCGACAAUUGGGCUUGGGGGGUGUGGCUAAAGCAUGGACACGGGCUCACUUUGGCCAGGGUUUCGGUCCCGUCUGGUUGGAUGGGGUUGAGUGUACAGGCAAUGAACUCUCUCUGGAGGAGUGUCCUCAUAACAACUGGCAGCAGCACAACUGUGACCACAUGGAAGAUGCAGGGGUGUCCUGCAACCCCUAUACAGACGGUGCAGUCCGACUGGUUGGAGCAGAAAGUCCCUGGGAGGGUCGUGUGGAGAUUUACCACCAGGGAAAAUGGGGAACGGUAUGUGAUGACAACUGGACCGAGCUCAACGCCCAGGUAGUGUGUAGACAGCUGGGCUUCAGGGGCAGAGCAGAAGUGGCUCCUGACGGAGUGUAUGAGGAAGGUUGUGGGCUGAUCCUGCUGGAUGAGGUGCAGUGUCAGGGAACAGAGGACACUUUACUGUCCUGCACCCACUCUGAGUGGGGCCAACAUGACUGCUCCCACAGUGAGGAUGUAGGUGUCCGCUGUGAGAGGGGAGGUGAUAUCAAUGAGAUACCAGGCCUGCUGCCUCCUGGUGGUCCUCUGGUGCGUUUGGUUGCUGGAGAAAGCAGGAAAGAGGGUAGAGUGGAGGUCUUCAUGAAUAACCAGUGGGGAAGCGUGUGUGAUGAUGGCUGGAAUGACGUCAGUGCAGCUGUAGUUUGCAAACAGCUGGGAUUCACUGGCACAGCUAAAGCUCGAUCCAUGGCGUACUUUGGUGAGGGUCAAGGUCCCAUCCAUCUGGACAAUGUUCGAUGCUCAGGCACUGAGACAUCCUUAGGCCAGUGUACGGCUGUGGGUGAAGAUGGCCAUGACUGUCACCACAGUGAAGAUGCUGGUGUCAUUUGUGAUUACACCCUGGAUCCUGUGGGAGAUAGUGCCAUGGCAAUGCAGACCUGUGGCCUGAAACUCAAUAAUCAGCGUCGUCGACGCAGGAUCAUAGGAGGAGAUAAGUCACUUAGGGGUGAGUGGCCCUGGCAGGUGUCUCUGUGGCACAGGUCUCAGUCUAAAGGCAAUCAUCCUCUGUGUGGAGCAUCACUCAUCAACCCCUGCUGGGUUGUUACAGCUGCCCACUGCUUCAAGAGAUUUGGCAGAGACCCAACCCGCUACGUGUUGCGCCUAGGUGACUACCACACUGAAGAGCAGGAUGAUUUUGAACGCACCUUGUCACCUGAACACAUUGUCAUCCACAGAAAGUAUCACAGUCAGGGCUGGGAGUAUGACAUUGCCCUGCUGAGGCUCAAAGGCACAGAGGGAAAUUGUGUGGCAUUCAACCCUCACACUGGUGCAGUGUGUCUGCCAGAGCCAGGUAACAAGUGGGAGAAGAGGCCUGCUGCCUGUGUGAUCACUGGCUGGGGCAUCACAGACUCAGAGUACUCCCGGACUCUGCUUCAGGCCUGUCCCCUGCUUCCAACCUGGAAGUGUAAGAAGCGAUACGGUGAUCGCUUCACCAGCCGUAUGCUGUGUGCUGGGAGCCUGUCAGAGCGCCACCGUGUGGACAGUUGUCAGGGUGACAGUGGGGGUCCCCUGGUUUGCCAGAGGGAGGGGGGCCGUUGGGUGCUGACAGGGAUCAUCUCGUGGGGUCACGGCUGUGGUAAUCCCUCCUUCCCUGGGGUGUACACACGUGUUAGCAGGUUUCUGAGAUGGAUUGACAAAGUCAUCAACAAACCCUACAAGAACUAAUGAUGGAGAAUAACACUGAACCACACCGGUUAUCUAGUGUUAUAAGUGGCUUCGGGACUUGUAGCAGGAAGUGUGCAUUAGUAUUAGUAGAAUUAAGUCCAUUGCCUCUGUGUUUUGCCUCCUGGAGUUCUACACUGAGCUCUUCAGAUCAUUUGUUUCUUUUCCCACAUCACUUCAAAAAGCAUGUAAAUGACAUUGUAUAUGAUUCUCACAAUGUGAAUUAAUACCAAAUGACUGCACAGUAGGGGACACCUGUGCUGUGUCAUACUUUGAGUGUCUAUGAUCAGAGCCAGUGAUGAGUGCGCAGUAAGUGUUUAUGUGUUGUAGAUUAGACAUUCACCCAAACUGCUAUACAGUGUGUGCCCGUUUCUUGCCCCUCUUCAUAGAACAAGUUCAUUCCUCACUGACAAAAUGACUAACAAACUGAUCAGCCAGAACAAAAGUACUAAAAAUGUCUGUAUUUUGCAGUGUAAAAUGAUUUUUAUUUAUUCAUAAUUUAUAAGGACUUCUGAGUGCUAGCUGACUAAUGAGGUGAUAUUGCUUCACAGUACUAGCUUUCCAAUGGUUUGCCUACAUGAGGGAGCAGCAGCUUGAGGGAAGAGCUUGUCAUAUGAUUUGGCCAUGCUCUCAAGCAGUGAGUGAGGCCACAUGGAAAAGUAUAUGUUCAUGGCUGGGCAAUACAGGCCUUUGAUUCCAACAUUUUGGAUCUCAUUCAAAGGGGACAACAUGCAUAGAUACAUUUUGAUUUAUUUAAAUGUAUUUAUGCACUAUACAGAACAGUAACCAUCCAACAGACUGGAACACAGAAAGACAUAUUGACAUACAAACUCGAGAACUAGAAAGAAUAAAAUUUGAAUUUGGAUCUGGCUACUAGGAGCCAAGUGGACGUCUGCUGGGUUCAUAUGGCACAGUUAAAUAGUGCUAUACUAAGCCAGUCAUGUAAAAACAUGUCUUGCAAUCACUUAUGAAGUCAUUUUUUCACAAAGCCAGUGAAAGACUGUAAUGGGGAGAAACACGCACCUUUGAGGAAUAAUGUGUCUAGAAUAGUAGAGUAGUGAAUUUGUACAUAGAGACAUUUUAUUUGUUUGAUUAACAUUCCAAGUGUGCAUGUCUGAACCCACACCACAGGUCAAACCAUUAUUCAUUUUUUUCAUUCCAAGCAUGAAUGACAUCAUUUUUGUGAGAUGUAUUUCUAUAUUCAACUACUAUACAGUAAAAGGUGUUAAAUGUGCAAAUUCAUUUAUAUCAUCCAUUGCUGUCAACACAUGGCAAAGACUGAAAAAUCACCUGAAAGGCAGCUGUGCUGGGGCCCUCGAUCCCAUGAGCCUACAAAAGCCUUAAGUUCGCUGUUUGGAAAUCCGUUUGUGGUCUUUUGUUUUAACUGCAACUGUGUUUGGGAAUAUGAAAAUAUGUAUAUUAGUUUCCCCAUGUUUGAAUAUGUUCUGCCAAUAUUACAAUCCACAUCAUCUUCACCAACCGCACAGACUGGGAAUAAAAGAAAAGCCUUUCUCCCUUUUACAAGUCAGUGUAAAAUCAGCUGUUAUUUUCACCUCCUAAGACCCAGGCAUUGAUUUUGUAUACAUUUUUAAUUUCUCCAACCUUUUGGGAUUAGUAGGGCCUGAUUAGUAUAAAAAACAAACCAUGCCUUUGAACAGGAAGUAGUUCUUGAAAAAACUUAACUUGGCAUAUGGGAAGAAUGGGUUUAUUUUACUGUAUAACAGAAUAAAGGCAUCAGUUUAUAAAACUGUAUAUUUCGGUGUCUAAACAUGGGUGUACAAAAACAAAAUUACAACCAAUGCAGCAUACCUAAAAGCCUCAUGAGUGUUCAAUGUUUUGCAACUCUAUAAAUUUUCCUUAGUCCAUACAGCAAACUAGGAAUGUCCAUUUUGUCUGUAGGAACAGUCUGUCACACACAGCCUGUGUGAAUUUCUGCUAACAUUCACUAACAGCACUCACUCUUUUCGUCUCUCACUGAAAUAAUGAAUAAGCAUCCAGAAAGCUGAAAAAUCAAUCAUAUGAAUGGUAAUUUCCUGUUGUCAUCUUUGUUGUCUUGUCUAGUUUCAACCAUAAAAUUUGAUUAGGUUUUGUUCCUCUUAUACUUUUAUCAUGAUCUCAGCUGUAGAAUCUGUUGACAGAUAUUGCCACCAUCUUGUUUUUAUGCUGCUCAGUGCAUUGUGAACACUAGGUUGUUGUUGUUGCUUUAAGUUAGGCCCUGCUUUAUUACCUGAACUUGAGGCGCUGUCUUAGAGAGGGUACUUGUGUAAGUCCUUUAUCAUUUCAACCUUCAACGUGCUUACAUGGUGCAUAAUCAUCAAUUAAUUUGUAUUUAUUUUUAGAUCACUGUACCCAAUGCACAUGAAUGGGGAAGAACAGCCCAAGGGCCCGUCAGCAGGUUAACCCAGAUGUGGUUAUGACAGCAUUCAGUAUACUUGAAACUGAAAAUGGCCUAUGUUACCCCAGUUAGAGUUUGUCACAGUAACUGUACAUAUGUAACAUCAGUAUUAUAACUUUACCAUGAUGCCAAACUGUGUGUGUACAACUGUGUUAACAACAAGGUAUGCUUUGGAUCUGUGUUGCAUUCUGUAUUGGCCAAUGCAAUGAUUAUUUUUUAUCAGUUUAAUUUUAUUUGGAAAAAAGCCUCAAUGUUAACUUUGUUAAGCUCUAUUUAUUUAAACUGUGUUAAUUUAACAUGAACACAUUCCACAUGAGACUAGAGAAAUGAAAACAUUGCUGUAAGUAACCACGCUACUUGGACAUUUAAGAUCAAGCAUGUGUCUCAGCCAUGUGCCACAGGAUUCUAGUAUUUAAUGACAAGACUCAUAACAGUGACUAGCUGGAUAGUCUCUAUUCUGAUUUGAAGCCUUUUGUUCUUUUUGCAAAAACAAUUCAUUGAAUGUCUCAAAACAUUUCAUUAAAUUCUCCACAACUCC
Messenger RNA from Lates calcarifer (barramundi perch), 5636 nucleotides. RefSeq names its product neurotrypsin. NCBI's taxonomy places the organism in Eukaryota, Metazoa, Chordata, Actinopteri, Centropomidae. Gene Ontology annotation, molecular function: serine-type endopeptidase activity. The record is from RefSeq and is a predicted model, not a curated record. Gene Ontology annotation, biological process: proteolysis. Gene Ontology annotation, cellular component: membrane.